UAAAAUUUUUGUUUACUCUUCUAGUCUUGUGUCAUGGAUUGUAUUUUUAGAAUAAAAAAUGGAUGUUUUCAAGCAAAUCUUUUCGGAAGAUAACAACACUGAGGAUUAUUAUGAUGUGUUAGGUUGCAAUGAGCUUUCAAAUACAAAUCAAAUUUUGACAGAAUAUCGCAUUAAAGCAAAGCUGUUGCAUCCUGACAAAAACAAAGGCAACUCUAAUUCAAGUCUAGAAUUUGCAAAACUUCAGAAAGCCAAAGAAGUCUUGGCAGAUCCCACUUUAAGAAAGGAAUAUGACUUGUGGAGGAAUUCUGGUUUAAAAAUUCCAUACGAACGCUGGAAAUCAAUGCAAGGACGAACUAGAAUGACCAUGCAUUGGGUCCAGAAAGUUAAACAUGAUCCAAUGUUAGAACCUGCUGAGAAUGGCUCAGAAUCUGCUGGGCCAAGUAAUUCUGCAAGUUCAAGUGUUUCAAAUCGACCAAGUGAUGACAUUCUAAAGCAAUUUCGUGCUUACGAAAUAUAACAUAACCUCUUACUUUCACUGUGCAAUAAAUAUACUCGUGUACAUCA
Molecule: messenger RNA, 564 nt
Organism: Ciona intestinalis (vase tunicate)
Lineage: Eukaryota; Metazoa; Chordata; Ascidiacea; Phlebobranchia; Cionidae
Source: RefSeq, a predicted model, not a curated record